GGCUCGUGGCUCAAGUAGCUCUUCAAGUAUAAGUGAGGCUAUAGAUAGCUUAACGUGCUGUACAGAUAGAACGGAUUGCAUUCUAUAUUAUUUUAAUAUAUGGCGACGAUAACGGAGGACGUGGGGAAUCAGAGAGCAAAAACGGCUGAAACGGGAAUCUGGAUACUCGAUCGGACUUGCAACAAUCAGCCAUGACGGGAGAGGCUACCGUGAGGCGGCAUUUCCGCUGGUUAUCUAUACUCUGCGAACUUUUAACCGGUGUUGAGUCACUACGAGGGAAAAGAAGACUGGUAGUUGAUGAUGCUGAUUGUGAGUCCUUUUGUACCCUGAGCUGCGCAUCUAUUAACAGACCAAUUGCUCAUGGACGAGUUCAACGCUGCCUGAUAGGAUGUUGGCAAGAUAUUCUCUUAUCGCAGCACGAACAAUAAAUGGUUUGUGCGUUCGGCUAGUAUGUAAAUUUCUGGUGACUGAG
Messenger RNA from Myxozyma melibiosi, 472 nucleotides. RefSeq lists its product as uncharacterized. The coding region runs from base 192 to 428 and encodes 78 amino acids. Lineage: Eukaryota; Fungi; Ascomycota; Lipomycetes; Lipomycetales; Lipomycetaceae. The transcript is spliced from 2 exons. The record is from RefSeq and is a predicted model, not a curated record.